Molecule: messenger RNA, 990 nt
Organism: Acanthopagrus latus (yellowfin seabream)
Lineage: Eukaryota; Metazoa; Chordata; Actinopteri; Spariformes; Sparidae
Product: trace amine-associated receptor 13c-like
Exons: 2
Coding region: 1-990 (329 amino acids)
Biological process (GO): G protein-coupled receptor signaling pathway
Cellular component (GO): membrane
Molecular function (GO): trace-amine receptor activity
Source: RefSeq, a predicted model, not a curated record
AUGGAGACCUUGGAGGAAACUGACCUCUGUUUUCCACAACUCCUCAACAGCUCCUGCAGGAAGCCAAUACGUCCUCACUUUGAGACCAUGCUGAUUUACAUUCUGCUGUCCUUCAUCGCUCUGCUCACUGCAGCUCUUAACCUGCUGGUCAUCAUCUCUAUCUCCCAUUUCAAGCAGCUCCACACCCCCACCAACCUCCUCCUCCUCUCUCUGGCUGUCUCAGAUUUCUUCGUGGGCCUCCUCAUGUUUUUUCAAAUUAUGCUCAUAGAUGGCUGCUGGCUACUUGGUGAUCUCAUGUGUACUCUAUAUUAUGUUUUAGACUUCUUUAUAACUUCUGCUUCAGUAGGAACCAUGGUGUUUAUAUCGGUUGACCGCUAUGUAGCUAUUUGUCAUCCUUUACAUUACUCCACUAAAAUCACUGUGAGAGGAGUUGCACUCGGCACCUGCCUUUGUUGGGUCUGCUCUGCUCUAUAUAACAGCCUUAUAAUGAAAGAUAACCUGAAAGAACCAGGCAAGUAUAACUCUUGUCUUGGACAAUGUGUGAUUAUAAUUGAUCGUGUUGCAGGACUUGUUGAUCUCUUUUUGACCUUCAUAAGUCCUGUCACCAUCAUUGUAGCUCUGUACAUUAGAGUAUUUGUGGUAGCUGUGUCUCAGGCUCGUGCCAUGCGGUCUCAUAUUGCAGCUGUCACUAUUCAAUGUUCGGUGAAAGUAACUACUAAGAAAUCUGAGUUGAAAGCAGCCGGGACUCUUGGUGUCGUUAUUGUCGUGUUUCUGUUAUGCCUCUGCCCAUAUUAUUGUGUCACACUAACAGGACAGGACACCAUGCUCAAUGCCUCAUCAGCUGCCUUUGUGAUAUGUCUGUUCUAUUUUAACUCCUGUUUAAAUCCUCUGAUCUACACCUUUUUCUAUCCGUGGUUUAGAAAAUCUGUUAAACUCAUUGUCACGCUUCAAAUACUGAAGCCUGACUCCUAUAUGCUCAAUAUACUAUAG